AUGUAUAAGACUCUUAGUGUUAUUCUUCUUGUUGUUGUUGGUAUUUCGAAUGUUGCUUGUUCAUUCAAUACUCCCUCGAAAAAUUUACAACAUUUUCCAUCUGAUAUUCGAGGCAACAAUGUUGGUAUUGAUCUUUGUCCAACAUGUAUAAAUGAAGCUGUAGAAGCAAUUAAUGUUAUACUCAAUGUAAUUCUUGAUGAAGGCAUUAUAGAAAGUUGUGAAAAAUUAUGUAGUAUUGUUGCUAAUAAAACAGGUGUACCAUUUAUUGGCACUGUAUGUGAUCUAGCAUGUGAUGCUGUUGGUAUUGAUGAAUUUAUUCAUUUAAUUAUUGCAGUUGAUAUUGAUCCGAUUUGGUAUUGUGAAAUGGCUCGUUUGUGUCCAAUUAACGACCAUGGUGAUGCUAAAUUUAUAAAAUUUGGUGUUUUACCAAAUACAGGUCCACAAGGUACAACAUUUAUGAUUGAUUGUUCAUUCAAAUCUAUGAAUGGAACUGGUACAAGUAUGCUACGUUUGGAAAUUACUGAUCCUCAUAAUGAAACAGAGAGUAAUGAUUAUUUGAUUGAAUCUAAAAAACCUGGUAUGUAUACUGAAAAAAUUGGUCUUAGAACUUUAACUGCUUUGAAUUGUGAUUCGACAAAAGGACUUUGUGAUGCGUUUCCAGUUGGUACCUAUAAUGUCACUGUACAAUUGUGUAAUGGAGAAUGCGGUUCACAUCAUCCACAUUCACAAACAUAUGAUGUUGGAAAAGCUUCAUUUACUGUUACGAAAAAGAAAUAA
This is a messenger RNA of Rotaria sordida, 777 nucleotides long. Lineage: Eukaryota; Metazoa; Rotifera; Eurotatoria; Philodinida; Philodinidae. The record is from the annotation of a GenBank genome assembly.